Lagenorhynchus albirostris (white-beaked dolphin) is the source of this 3669-nucleotide messenger RNA. It is a transcript of the gene CRCP, whose product is annotated as CGRP receptor component. Gene Ontology annotation, biological process: transcription initiation at RNA polymerase III promoter. Lineage: Eukaryota; Metazoa; Chordata; Mammalia; Artiodactyla; Delphinidae. The transcript has 10 exons. Gene Ontology annotation, molecular function: nucleotide binding. Bases 1419 to 1799 code for a protein of 126 amino acids. The record is from RefSeq and is a predicted model, not a curated record. Gene Ontology annotation, cellular component: RNA polymerase III complex.
AACCUCCAGAGGCCGUCGAGCUCCUUGCGCUCCCGCGACCGGCUCUCCUGGGGGUAGAGCAUCCCGCCCUGCAGCAGCGCCAGCCCACAGCCCCAGAGCAGCGCGCCGAGCACGGCCCAGGUGCCCGCCAACCCCCGGAGCAUGGUUCCCGCGGGCCGCUAGCUGCCAGCAUCCCCCGCCCGGUGCCGUGAGCGUGGGAGGCGGGGCCGGGGUGGAGCCUGAAGUCACGUGUCCCGCCCCCGCGCCGUCUUCGUUGAAAGCGAUUGCGCGGCCCGGAGGCACCCCGUGAGGCCCGCGCCCACAAGGCCGUUCCAGGCCCGCCUUCCUGACGGAGGGCGGCGGCGGGGGAGGGCCCGCAGGGAGCCCUAGAUCCACCCCGGGCCCCGAAGGGCGGAGGUCGCAGGUUCUGCGCCCGCGAGGUCACUGCCGUCCUCCGCCCUCCCCCGCCCUCCCUCGCCUUUCCAUACUCGGCUGCUCGCGCCCAGGGCGGCUGGUCCAGGGCCGCGGGCCGCAGCGAAAACCGGGAGACGGCCGGGGUACCACUGAUGCUUCGAGGAGGCCGACCUGGGACACCUCCACUCGCUUAUGCUUGCGGGAUACCGGUUUUGGGAUCUUAGAACCCCGACCAGGGAUCAAACCCGGCCCUGGCAGUGAAAGUGCCCAGUCCUAAUCACUGGACCGCCAGGGAAUUCCUGGAUUUUGGUGAGAUUUGUAUAGACGAGGCCUCUGCAUCUCUGCUGGCUCUGGGGACCCCCGUUAUGGAAUCCUUACCAUGUCCUAGGCCUGGCCUCGGGCUCUUUGCAGACUCAGUGAGACCAUCCCUCCCUUGACCGCAGCACGGGCAGGCCCCUCUGGCACCACCUGUCCGUGGCCCUCACCUCACGGGCAGGAACAAGCACAUGGCCCCCUCCCUCUGCCCCACGGCCUCUGGACCCACCCACGCUUGCCUCCUCUCAAGAUCGCCCUCCUGGCAUCCCAGCCCUGAGCUUAGGGGCCUCGGGGAGAAGAGACGUGUCUUGCCUGCAGUGUAGAGAUGACGCCAGUGGCCACCUGGAUGACGGCGCUCAUGGUGUUGGACACUUCAAACACGGCUUCCUUGUCCUCCUGGGAGGCACAUGGCAGGAGGCACCAUUAUUUGCUCGUCACGCAGACGGCAACGCUGUGAACUGGGUACCAAUACUAUCCUGCUACAGAGAGGAAAAACUGGGGCACAGAGCAGAUCUUUACCUUGCCCUUGCUGAGAGCGGCAGAGCCCGGACUGCACCUCGGCAGCCGGAAUUCGAAGCCCUGCUCUAAACCCCACAUGCCACCAGGACCUCUCUGCUGGCUCUGCUGUUCUGAACAUUUGCUGCAGGAACAGGAAGGAUGCCAGCGCUGCGCUGCUCAGUAACUAUGAGGUGUUCCAGUUACUAACUGAUAUGAAAGAGCAGCGUAAAGAAAGUGGAAAGAAUAAACACAGUUCCGGGCAACAGAACUUGAAUACUAUCACGUAUGAAACAUUAAAAUACAUAUCAAAAACACCAUGCAGGCACCAGAGUCCUGAGAUUGUGAGAGAAUUUCUCACAGCAGUGAAAAGCCACAAGUUAACCAAAGCUGAAAAGCUUCAGCUGUUGAAUCACAGGCCAGUGACUGCUGUUGAGAUCCAGCUGAUGGUGGAGGAGAGUGAAGAACGGCUGACAGAGGAGCAGAUAGAAGCUCUGCUCCACACCGUCACAAGCAUCCUCCCUGCGGGGCCAGAGGCUGAGCAGAAGCAAAAUACCAACGAUGACGUGACAAUGGACGAAGAGGACCCAGCAUAGAAGAGCACAACUGGCCCAAGUGUCUCGUGAAGUUGAAAGGCCCAGCAGCCAUUUCCCAGACAUUCAGAGGAUUAUUUAUUUGGUUUUACCUUCUAUCCCAACAGGCCUGAUUUCCUGGUUAGUUGGGUAAACCACAAAAAUAAGCCUUUCUCAAAAACAAGCUAAAAAGAAAUCCUUGUGCCUCUGAAAGAAGAAACAUGGUGGAUAGGCUGAGGUUGUCAGGGCAGAGAGCUAAAGAGAGGAAGAGUGAGUCCAGGAGGACAAUACUGUGGAACUCUCUGUGGUAAAAAUAUUUCUUCUGUGGCCUUUGCCAUGGUUGUGGGAAGGUCCCUGUACACAGCUGGUAAAAUACUUGCACUGGCUUUGAUGGGCCAUAUCCUAAUUAAUUUCAUCUGCUUCCCCAGGAGCUUCCCAAGCAGGCAUGCAGAGCAUUGCUAUGAUGAGAGCUGAGUUACGAGAAUCCUGUUAGAUGGCUAAAAACUCCCGAAGCAGCAAAUAGUUGCUCUAAGUUAAAAUGAGCCACUGAACUGGGCUCACCUUAGAGGAAUCUUUUCCUUGAGAACAGCAGAGAUAAGAGAACGCCUGGACAACUCUUCAUUAGGUCUAAAGGCCCCUUUCCUCUGCUGGCCUGGGCUUUGUUUACAGCUCACUAAUUAGUCUUAAAUGGUAGGGCACCAGCUCACUCCAGUUGAAAAGAGGCACUCCAGACUGAAUGACCGUGUCACCUGCCUUUCUGAAUACCUUCAGUUUCCUGCCCUGUGACAGGCUCUGCCUGUUGAAGCCAGGUGAGCUUCAUUUGCACAAUGGGCAAAUUGUUUGCAUCUUUUAAAAAGGGCAAUUCCCUGGGGUUCCAGUGGUUAGGACUCUGCACUUUCGCUGCUGAGGGCAUGGGAUCAAUCCCUGGUCGAGGAACUAAGAUCCCACAAGGUGCAAAUUGUGGCUUGAAACAAAAAAAAAACCCAAAAAUGAAGAGGGUACAGUUAUGUAGCUCUUUUUGUGGAUGGACUAUGAAGAGCUAGAGGUUAAUUAAUAAGAAUUUGAAUUUGUUGACUGUUGCAUCAGUUUUUGAAUUUAAAAUAUUAGAAUAAUUACCAUGUGAAGAACUUGUUAAUAUUCAGGCUUUGGAGAGUUUAGUAGCCCCAGACAUGUAGUUGCCUUAGAUCCUAGGAAUAUUGUUAAAAAUUAAUUUCCCAUAUUCACUCUGCUCCCUAUUUGGGGAAGAAAAUGCCCAUAGACAUUAAUUUUUCAAAUUGGUACUCAUGUUGUAAGAUCACAUUUUCAGUGCUUCUGUUAAUUGGAUUACUUCCCACCCCUUGGAAUUCCCAGGUUAUUUCAGCCUCCCCACCACCCCUGCCAAUAGGCAGUUAUGUUCAUCUUAACCUUAUCAUCUAAAGAUCAGUUGAGAUCUGCUUACAGGCAACAUUGAAAUUAACAGGGCAUUUAUUUUUUAUUUUAUAUUUUUUAAAUUAAUUUUUAUUGGAGUAUGUUUGCUUUACAAUGUUGUGUUAGCCUCCACUGCACAACAAAAUGAAUCAGCCAUACACGUACAGGGCAUUUAUAUUUUUAUUUUUAUUUUUCAUUGCAGAAAGAAUUCAGUGAGAGACGAAGUGAUAGGUAAGAAGUGGAUUUAUUUAGAGAGAAACACACUCCACAGACAGAGUAUGGGUCAUCUCAGAAGGUGAUAAAGGCCCAGGGCAUUUAUUUUUAAAUCUCUCUUUUGAGUAUCAGGAAUUUUACCAGGAGCUGUUGAUUUGUCAAAGCAUGCAUGUGCUUGUAUUAUUUUUGUUGCAUUUUGACCUUGAGUGUGUUAGGUGCUUUUUCCUCAUGGAUUUAGGGCUUAAUUAGUUAAUAAUAAAUUGUUUGCAGGUGA